Molecule: messenger RNA, 312 nt
Organism: Myotis myotis
Lineage: Eukaryota; Metazoa; Chordata; Mammalia; Chiroptera; Vespertilionidae
Product: 28S ribosomal protein S36, mitochondrial-like
Exons: 1
Coding region: 1-312 (103 amino acids)
Biological process (GO): 2-oxoglutarate metabolic process
Source: RefSeq, a predicted model, not a curated record
AUGAUGGGCAGCAAGAUGGUAUCUGCUAGCAGGGUAGUGCAGGUAGUCAAGCCACAUACUCCAUUAAUAAGGUUCCCUAACAGAAGAGACAAUCCUAAACCUAAUGUAUCAGAAGUUUUUAGAUCAGCAGGACUACCAUCUCACUCUUCUUUAAUUUCUCAGCAUUCUAAGGGAAGUAAAUCGUCAUAUUGGCUGAUACAUCAGGGUCCAGCAGACACUUCAGAAAUAAUAAAAAUAUUACCUCAGAAAUAUAAAAGGAAACUUGUGUGUCAAGAAGAAGUUGAAUAUAUACAACGUGGAGGUCCUGAAUAA